Messenger RNA from Argentina anserina (silverweed cinquefoil), 3938 nucleotides. Its product is annotated as PWWP domain-containing protein 1-like. NCBI's taxonomy places the organism in Eukaryota, Viridiplantae, Streptophyta, Magnoliopsida, Rosales, Rosaceae. The record is from RefSeq and is a predicted model, not a curated record. The coding region runs from base 225 to 3689 and encodes 1154 amino acids. The transcript has 2 exons.
AAAAUCACAAGUUCACAAUCUCCCCAUUUCUUCAUCCUCCUCCUUCUUCUUCUUCUUCUCUCUCUCUCUCUCUAGGGUUUUAAAUCCCUCAAAACCCUCACUUUCGAAAUCCACGAGCUCCGAAUUUCACGGUUAUGGCCCCCCAUCAGGACCCCUAAACUCUCUCGCUUCACUAAUCCGAGCGAUUCCCAUUCCGUAUUAGCUCCCUCAGAAAUUGUAAAACAAUGAACACCGAUUUCCAAUCCGACGCGAAGCCGGACUCCGGCGACGACGUCACGGCAGCCAAAGGCAAAGCCGAGGACGACGCUAGGGUUUCGCCCACGGAGAGCGGCGGCGGGAGAUCUGAGGAGGAUAGGGCUAGGGUUAGCGAGGAGACUGUCGGCGGAAAUGUGACGGAACCGAAGGGGUUGGAUUUCGACGACGACGACGUGUUCGAUAUCGGGAGAGUCGAGCUUGAUGAUGAUCGGGAGGAUGAGGAGGAGGACGAUAAUAGCUCCGAGGCUCAGAAUGAGAGUGCGGAUUUGUUAUCGGAGUUCGACGAUUACGUGGCGAAUGAGAAGGACGAAACGGCCUUAGGAACGUCGAGAGCUCUGAGCUACGGCUUCGAAGUCGGCGACUUGGUGUGGGGGAAGGUCAAGUCUCAUCCGUGGUGGCCGGGGCACAUAUUCAACGAGGCUUUCGCGACGUCGCAGGUGCGCCGGACAAGGAGGGAAGGCCAUGUACUGGUGGCGUUCUUUGGCGACAGUAGCUACGGCUGGUUCGACCCCGCCGAGCUCAUCCCAUUCGAGCCACAUUUCGCAGAGAAAUCGCGGCAGACGAAUUACCGGAACUUUCCCAGGGCUGUGGAGGAGGCUGUGGAUGAGCUGAGCCGGCGGCGCGGCCUUGCGUUUGUGUGUAAAUGUAGGAAGGGGGAUAAUUUCCGGCCUACGGGCGUGCCGGGGUACUUUGUUGUUGAUGUGCCGGAUUAUGAGCAUGGGGCGGUUUACUCCACGGAGCAGAUUAAGAAGGCGAGGGAUGGUUUCAGUCCUGUUGAGCUUGUGUCGCUUGUAAAGAAGCUGGCUAGCUCGCCGGUGCGAGGCGAUCAGAAGAGCCUUAGCUUUAUUAAGAAUAGGGCCACUAUGUUUGCGUAUCGGAAGGCUGUGUUUGAAGAGCAUGAUGAGACCUAUGCGCAGGCGUUUGGGGCUCGGUCUGCACGUAAUGCGGCUGCUGUGUCUGAUCAGCCUGUUAAGCCUCGAGCACCUUUGAGUGGUCCUUUGGUGAUUGCUGAAGCUCUGGGUGGGCGGAAGAGUGCCACAAAACCCAUGAAAGUCAAGGACCAUUCAAAGAAAGACAAAUAUCUUUUCAAGCGAAGAGAUGAAGCCAGCAUUGUGAAACCCCACCAAGCUAGUUCCUCAGCCCCAUCUACUUACUUGGGGGGAUCAAUAGCAUUAGGAGAUGGAGAUUAUAUGUUAGAAAAGAGGGAGUCUUCCGGCAAAGAACCUGUAAACAUAAAUCAGGUACCAGCAAACAGCUCUGUUGCCGGCCAAGGUGUUAGAGCUGGUGCCAAGCUAUCUCUAAAACUUUCUCUUGACAAGGAAACCGGGACCCUGCUGGAAGUGAAAGAUGCAUUGACACAGAAUGUAGCUGUAGGUCCUACAAGCACAGGCCGCAGUGAUUUAUCGGGUGACGGGACCAAGCAAUGUAUAAAAGAUGAACCAUCACAAUCUUUGAAGCAGGAAGGUGAGGAUCCGAUGGAGGUUAAGUAUGAAGAGAGUGCCGACUUGUCUGGUUCACUUGACAAUUUACAGCCACCUUUGAGCCUUCCAAAGAAAGUGGAGGAAGGCAAUGAAUUAAAUGAAGUUCGUGUUGGUCAUGGUGUUGGAGAUUCUUCACCAAUUGUGGCAAAGAGUUCAGCUGGAAAGAAGGCAGUUGGUGGAGUGAAAAAGGCAAAGGUUCUUAAACGGCCACCGGGUGACAUGAACACUGACACCUCUGUCAUGGGAGACAAGAAGAAAAAGAAGCAAAAGAAACAGUUAGAUUCCGAAACAAGCUUCAGAGAUCCACAGAAGAUUGUGACUUCCAGAAAGAUGAAGAGGGCAGCAGGAAAUCCCAAAAGUGCAGGCUUGGCUUCAGAAGAUGAAAUUAAGGCAGAACAGCAGAAGAAAGACGUUGCUUUCAAAAAAGCCGUGUCUGAAUCUGCUGGAAUAUUGCCACUCCUUACAGAGCUUGAAGUACCGCAACUAGUAGGUGAUUUGCGAGACCUUGCCCUUGAUCCUUCUCAUGGUCAUGAAAUAAACAGCCCUGCAAUUGUUCUGCAGUUCUUUCUGCAAUUCCGGGCCCUUGUCUAUCAGAAAAGUUUGGUUCUAUCACCGCCUUCGGAGACAGAGCUUGUUGAGGGUCGCACCCCUAAAACUCUAUCUGGUGUCAAAGCCUCAGAAACUUCUCCUCCAGAACCAGUUAGAGAUGCUCCCUCCUCAAAGGCGGCAAAACCCAUGUAUAGAUCCGAGGCAGCGAAACCGUUGUUCAGAUCUGAUGAUCGCACUAUAGCUGGGCGGAAACGUGCUCCAUCUGAUCGUCAAGGAGAGAUUGCAGCUAAGAAGUCCAAGAAAAUGAGUGAUAUAAAAUUAUUGGCUGCAGAAAGGAAGAUUGGGGUAAAAAGUUCAGAGACCCAGCGUGGAGAGGUGAAAGAAACAGCGGUGCCCAUUCCGCAGAAGUCACUGAAGCCAGGUCUUGUGAGAAAAAUGGAUCCUCCGUCUAAGGUUGUUGAGCCCACCAUGCUCGUGAUGAAAUUCCCUCCCAAAGCCUCUCUUCCUUCACCUGCAGAACUAAAGGCAAAGUUUGCUCGUUUUGGUCCUAUGGAUCAGUCUGGUCUCCGUGUGUUUUACAAGUCCUUAACAUGUCGAGUUGUAUUUCGGUACAAAUCUGAUGCGCAAGCAGCAUAUAAGGUUGCUACUUCAAACAAUUCUUUCUUUGGCAACAUUAGUGUGAGGUUCCAUCUUCGGGAGGUGGACGGCCCUGACGUUCCUGCAUCUGGAAAGGGCUAUGGAGAUGAUUAUUCCAGUGAGACCGUGCAGGGUAAGGAUUCUGCAUAUAUGCCAACUACCGCACUCAAGCAGCGGCAGCAGCAGUCCCUCUCACAAAGUGCAGUGCAGCCGAAGUCAAUUCUGAAGAAGUCAUCGGGUGAAGAGCCUCGAGGGCAGGUAACUGGUGGCAAUGGUAAUAGUAAAGGAACUGCCCGUGUAAAAUUCAUGUUGGGUGGUGAAGAACCCAGUAGAAAUGAGCAAUUGAUGAUGCCUGGUAAUAGAAAUAACUUCAACAACAACAGUGCUAGUUUUGCAGAUGAUGGUGCACCUUCUUCUUCUUCUACUACUUCUGUUGCUAUGAUGAAUUAUAAUGCGAGAAACUUUCAAAAGGUUAAUCCUCCACCUUCUUCAUUGCCUCCUCUUCUUCCUUUACCCCAUACUCGGCCUCCAUCCUCUCAAUAUGCAAAACCCCCACCACAAAAUAAUUUUUCGCAGCAGCAUUUAGAACUGGCACUACCGCCGCCACCACCAGCAGCCAUCAGAAACAGCCACAACACCUCCGCCACCUUUCCGAGUGCACCCACAGUUGAUAUUUCCCAGCAGAUGCUAAGCCUGUUGACCAGGUGCAAUGAUGUUGUGAGCAACGUAAAGGGUUUCCUUGGAUAUGUGCCCUACCAUCCUCUUUGAUAGGUCCCUGAACAUAUAUGCCCAUAAAGGCAAGAUCAGAAAAUUACUAUCUCCCGCCAACAUCCAUUGAUAGAAAGCUUCAAGUUGGCUUGAAAUCUUUCCCAUCCCUGCUAUAUAUUGGCGGUGAAGCUGUUGAAGCGGUUGCGAAUCUAAGCACAUUGUAGUCCCAGCCGGACCAUGUAGUUUUUUGUUUGAAAUACUCACAUAUGUACUCAUGAUAUUGAUAGUGGAUCUUGUUUAUCUGCUCUU